Penaeus indicus is the source of this 949-nucleotide messenger RNA. RefSeq lists its product as uncharacterized. Lineage: Eukaryota; Metazoa; Arthropoda; Malacostraca; Decapoda; Penaeidae. The record is from RefSeq and is a predicted model, not a curated record. Bases 13 to 873 code for a protein of 286 amino acids. The transcript is spliced from 2 exons. Gene Ontology annotation, molecular function: chitin binding. Gene Ontology annotation, cellular component: extracellular region.
GAUAAAUUCGACAUGAGGGCUCUUGUCCUGCUAGCAGUGGUUGCCGGCAUCGCCGCCGCAGACCUUCCUUCCACCAGCUACGGCGUCCCCAACGGAGCCUCGGGUAACGGAUUUGGAGCCUCGGGUAACGGAUUCGGAGCCUCGGGUAACGGAUUCGGAGCCUCGGGUAACGGAUUUGGAGCCUCGGGUAACGGAUUCGGAGCCUCGGGUAAUGGAUUUGGAGCCUCGGCUAACGGAUUCGGAGGAUCAAGCAACGGCUAUGGCUACGGGCAGGACGAAGAAAUAGUGGCUCUGUCCGAGAGCAUUCCUGGGGGCGGCGUCCCCGGCGAGGACUACCCCAUCUUGGCUUCCGUGCCCGACACCGGGUUCUCGUGCGAUGCCGUAGCGGUGCAAGGUUAUUACGCCGACACUGCAGCUGAAGCCGGCUGCCAGGUGUUCCAUAUCUGCCAGGACCGCGCCCUCAGGCGCCAACAGGACUCGUUCCUGUGCCCCAACGGUACCAUCUUCAACCAGCAGUACCUGGUAUGUGACUGGUGGUUCAACGUGGACUGUUCUCAAGCUGAGAGCUUCUACUCCGUCAACGAACUCAUCGGAGUCGUUCCCGACGCCGGAUACGCCUAUGGCGCUGCCGUUAACGGCAACGGCAACGGUUUUAACGGCAAGAGGAAUGGAAACGGUGCUAAUGGCAACGGAGUCAACGGUGGGGGAAGCAACGGUAAUGGAAUCAACGGCUAUGGCUCUAAUGGUAAUGGAAUCAACGGCAACGGUAGCGGUAGUGGCUCCAACGGUAACGGCGUUAAUGGCAACGGAAGCAACGGCAAUGGAAACGGAUCUCCCGUUGCUCCUUCCACCUCCUACGGCGCCCCCUUCUGAUCUGUUCGUCACUCAGCCCUUCCAUUCUAAUCGUCCCAAAUAAACAAAUAUUUAUGUACAAUUUACAAUAAAUACG